Molecule: messenger RNA, 2178 nt
Organism: Laccaria bicolor S238N-H82
Lineage: Eukaryota; Fungi; Basidiomycota; Agaricomycetes; Agaricales; Hydnangiaceae
Exons: 8
Coding region: 1-2178 (725 amino acids)
Molecular function (GO): protein binding
Source: RefSeq, a predicted model, not a curated record
AUGAGCUCGCCAGAAUCUCAAAAGAAAUUCGUGUACACGAAACGCGAGACUCCUUUUUUUGUUCUUGAUCUGGAGUAUUACAAGGAGGAUGGGGACUUCACCAUCCUCGUCGAAAGCACUCUGUUCAAAGUGCACCGAUUUCUAUUGUCGCGUGACUCUUCAGCAUUUGCCGACAUGUUCAAGGAUGCAGUGGCACCUCGAGUAUCUGGUCGCGACGCGACUGACGAAGGCCCUCUUCUACUGGCUGACUCUUGUGAAGAACUAAGUGCGCUUUGUUGGGCUUUGUACGCACUCCCGACGGAAGUCAUCUUGCAAGAGGAUGAUUCCACCAUCAACAUCCCCAGGUUAGCUAACCUCGCAAUCAUUGCGAACAAGUACCAUUUUGUUUCCUACGAAAGAUGGUCGAUUGCCGCUCUGGUGAAAUGUGCUCAGCGGCAAAGCUUUCGUUUCCUGGAGGCCUCGACGGUCACCCUUCUGCGACAAGUUCUCACCGCUGCAAUCUUAUGCAACGAACCCGCCCUCCAAGAACAGGUAGAAUCCGCAUGGAUCUCUCGUCUUCAAUGGGAUGAAACUAUGUCUACUGCAGACGCUCUCGCAUUUGGAGAGCGGCAUGGUUUGCGAAGAUUCCAAGGGAAGGUUUAUUACGAGGCAUUACUGAAGAUGAAACCUAUCCCUGCGGAAAAUUCCACAGCCUUCGCACGACCAGAAAUUUCUUUGACCUCGUCACAGGCCGAAUGUUUACAACAGGGCUACUUCUCGCUCUCGAACUACCUCAAAAGGCUUCUUUUUGUCAAUCCCCCGCAGAUUGUCAAGUGCCCGGCUUGUCCUGACAUACACCACGCCUCGAUCUGCAAAUUCGAGUGGGAUCAUCAAUGGAGCACUAUAGUCUACCUUUUCAUGCAGAAAGAAGAGACAGUGAACCCUCGGUCGGCUAUCUUAGAAAUGCGAACUAGAACCAAUCAAUGCCCUAGCACCCAUCCAGGUUGCAUACAAGCGUCAGCGGCUGGACUUUCCACGAUUCUCGCUCAUUUGGACGCAACACUACCUGACCAUUUCCUUAGGCCUAUUCCAACAUCGAGAGGUUUAGAGCUUUGUUUGUUCUGGAAGUCAACCUUUUUCCAGAAGUCGUCAUCCUUGCACAAAUCACCAGCGCUUCCGCCAAUUGUGUACACACCCGCAAAGAACAAUUGGCAAUUCGAAGGUGGCCCGAUCGUGUCAUGGGUUCUGGAAGCUUAUCUCGUUGCUAGCAUCCCGACCAGAGGUUUGAGACAAUCCACCGUGGACCACCGACUUACGGUCACAACGAAAUUUUCUCGACGCGGACACUGUCGACCUUCGCCACUGCGGAAUGAAAUGAAAGAGGUGGAUGAAAGGGAUGUUCGUGUCGUGCGAGUGCAGAAGAAUCUCUUCGAGGCGCCCCUUGAGUUUUUUGCUCAGAUGCCUCCGGAGUUCCUCGAGAUCAUCGCCUUUACCUCGGGAAAAGGCAUGUCGGCUGCCGAUCCCAUCGUUUUAUUUUCGCAAGUUCUCGCUAUUUCAGCUGCUUUCACUUUCCGAACUAUCCUGCCACUAUGGCCUCCAAAACCUCAGGAGUUGGUGCUUGGGGGCCUUCUUUACUGUCGUGAAUUGCCAAGAAUCACCUUUGCGAACCGCAUCGCAUUUGGUCGUAUUUCGAAUGAUGAAGUUGGCGUUGACCUUUCGACAUCGACCGUCGGUCUUGUGCAUCCAGGAUCAUAUGGACUUCGACAUCUCCUUGGUCAUGCGUACUAUGCGUAUCUCAUUCACGUCGGACCUCGUAUGCUUGAGGUCUGUGACCCCAGUUUCGAGCACCUUUCGAUGAAGCAAAAGAUGCACCUCCUGGAAGGAUAUCAUUCCCUGUUUGUAUAUUCAAAGCACCUAUACGCAACUGCGCCGAUCCUGGAGCAGGCAAAGGGAUGCAAAUUUCACUCGCGAUGUAUUAGCGCGUGGAAGAUUCGGUGGGGCUCCGCGGCUGAGCAUCCAUCCACGGCGUCUGAUAAUGAUGUCGUCAGUCGGCUCUCGCACAUACGAAAGAUCUUAGAAGAUGACUUCCCCUUGAGCGUAUGCUUGACACCGGAGUGUAGGAUUCUUGCUUUGGAGUCGGUGUCGAAGAAACUGACGGAAUUCACGAGUAAUCUACAUCACCACUUUGACCUCGCGUGA